Molecule: messenger RNA, 1509 nt
Organism: Dracunculus medinensis (Guinea worm)
Lineage: Eukaryota; Metazoa; Nematoda; Chromadorea; Rhabditida; Dracunculidae
Source: the annotation of a GenBank genome assembly
AUGACAGUGGAAUUAAUUUUGAGUGAAAGCUAUGGAGUUGAGGCAGUUGAAGAAAUAUGUCAUGGAAUUGAACAAAUUUCAACGAUUGCGAACGAUAUUUUCGCGAGAAUAUCAUCACGUUUGGCUGAAUUUAAUGGGAAUAUCUCAAGAGUUCAAUGUGAUAUUAAACGAAUCGCUGAAAAAGUAAAUGCUGUUCAAACGUUGAAGAAAGCAAUAAUAGUUCAUUCUCCUGCGAGAUUCCCUCCAAAUAAUUUCAAAUCGUCUGUUUUUUUGUUUGAUGAUUUAAAUAAAAUUUCUUGGAAAAACGAAAACGAGAAAUCUUCACAAAAGAUAAAAAAGAAAGUGCUUUACCGGUUAACAGAUAUAAAAACUACAGCUGCUCAUAAAGAUAAAUUUUUUUAUAUCAUUCGGAAGCGAAAUCUCGUUACUAAACAUGAAAAAAGGCCACCUAUUGAAAAGCUAUCUUCGGUUGCCAAUUUGUUCCUUUUCAAUACUUCUUUAAAUUUUUAUGCUAAUGAUGAAUUUACUGAUCCACUGGAUAAUAGUAAAUCACUGUUGCGCCAAAAACAGAAAGCAGAAUCGUCGGUGGUAAAGAAUGUAAAUGCAGAACACUCUAUGUUUGAUGUCAGUAUUGAAAGAGUUGAUGAUCCAUUGCAAUAUCGACCUGAAUUAGGCACAUUGCAAGAUUUUGAUUUUCCGGACAUUUUACCAAAUCUUUCUGGUAUUGUUACUGAUUUGUCGCUUAUUGGUUUUAACUUUGCUUCUAUCGCACCUUCAGCUAAAAAUUUUAUCAAAUUUGAAAAUGAAAAGGAAGCAAAUAUAAACUUGGAAAAAUCUGAGGCGCUGGAAAUUUCACAUGCAAAUACUGAAGUGGAAUUCGCAUCAGUUUCAUUUGUGGAAGCUAUUCCAUCUUCCGAGAAAAGUAGGGAAUACAUUCAUUCAUUGCAGGCUCCAUCUCGGACUUUGUCGGUUCAAAAUCCUUUGAUAUCAGUAAUUCAAACUCAGUCAGAUUCAACCUCUGCACUUUUACCUAGCGCGUCAGCACUAGAUCCAUCAUCGCCACAAUCACCACAACCACCACUUCCACCACCACCGCCACCGCCACCGCCACCUCCGAUGCCAGUCCCUGUAUUAGCAAACACCAAGAAGAACAGCAAUAACAUAUAUGAAGCGAAUAAUGACGAUGGGCGUGCUAGUUUAAUGGAAGCAAUAAGAAGAGCUGGUGGAACAAAAGGAGCAAAAUUACGAUCAGUCAGUCAAAAGGAUGAUAAUAAAGAAAAUGAGCAAUUAUCGGUUUUAGCUAAACCUAUUUGUUUAUCCGGUGGUGAUGAUUUAAUGUCAUCGCUAACAAAAGCUCUCGAAAUGAGAAGGAAAGUAAUAGCUGGUAGUGAACGCUCAAAUAUUGGAGUUGCUGCUUUGGCCCGUAUGAGCGCUUUAAUUCCACCGCCGCCGAAAGAUGAUGAUGAAGGGCAUAGUGAUGAUGGUAGUGAUAAUAACGACUGGAAUUAA